GCAAACAUCCUAUCAUCCAUUGCUAGCAAUCCAACGUCAUCCAUCCGUCCAUGCAAAGAAAAGGAAAAAAACCCACCGCACCAAACCCUACCUCUCUCUCACCUGUCGCGCCUUCCUUCCGCCCGCCGCCUCCCUCUCUCUGUCCCCGAUCCAGAUCGGCCUCUCCCUCACCCCUCGCACCGCGCCCUCCUUCCCUCGCGCUGUCACCGGCGGCGCCCUCCUUCCUUUCUGUCACCGGCGGCACCCUCCUUCCCUCGCGCUGCACCCGAACCUCGCUCCCGCUCCCAGCUCUUCUUCCUCCUCCGCUGCAGCUAGGGUUUCGUCUCCCCAAUCCCCAAUCCCCGAAGCUCGGAUCCAGUAACAGCAGCGAUGGCGGCCGCGGGAGAUCCUCUCCAAGGUCAAGCACGUCCAGGCCAAGCGUGCUGGCCGCCCUCGCGGGUGACUGCCUCCGCGGUGACGACGACGGCCUCGUCAUCCCCGGAGACCGCGGCGCCCCUCAAGGCCGACCUCCGCCACGUGUUCCGGAUGCACGCACGAGUUCGACCUGGACAAGCCGCCGGUGCUGCAGGAGGUGGCGGAUUUCUUCAGUGGCCACGGAAUCGAGGACUUCACCUUCAGCAGGGGCAGGCUGUCAGAAUGGCAGUGCCGGGCAAAGCUAGCGGUAUGCGGAACACCAGAGAAACCACUGAUUGGCCUGUAUCAGGAAUGGACACAUACUGUUCAAGAUAUUCCCGAUUGCAGAGGUAGGACAGGAGGAACAGCGACAAGCGAUGGGAUGAAGCCCGGCCAUGGAAACCCAUCGCAGCCUUCAAGACCUUGACGGCGGUCGGUGCUAUGGUAUGAAUCCCUCCUCCACUUCAAGACCUCUACGUACGGCGGUCGGCAGCACGCGCGCGCAUUACACUCUUCCUCUUGCUCUGUUCUUGGGCUCAUGUGGCGGCGGUGCAGGGGAUCCUGAUCAACAUGCAGUUCCCGGGGCCGCAGGUCGACGCCAUCACCAACGACAAUAUCGUCAUCAACGUCUUCAACAACCUGAUCUGAUAUUGUUCUCUGAUCCAGUGGCAUCUCUAUCCUCUUACAACUCAUAACAUUUUUUAACUUCUUUUGGCCGUGCUUUCGCUUCCACUACAGAUCAGAUCAGUGGUGAACGAAAGAAACAAGUGCACAACUAGUAUCAGUGGGCUUGUAUUUUUCUUGUGUAGCUGCUCUGCACUUGUUGUAGAGCAUAGCUUGCAUCAGUAUUUUUACCUAUUUUUGAUCUCUCAUUCUGAAAUACAUCUAGCAGGUGCGGCUAGUACUCUAUUAUUCUCCUACAUAUAGCUAUAUAUGCAUCUAAAAGGGCAAGUACUUGGAUGACCUUGACAACAUCAUACUGAUUGUAAUAACUUUGCAUAAGACUCUGUAUUCGAA
This is a messenger RNA of Aegilops tauschii subsp. strangulata, 1410 nucleotides long. The record is from RefSeq and is a predicted model, not a curated record. Lineage: Eukaryota; Viridiplantae; Streptophyta; Magnoliopsida; Poales; Poaceae.